AUGAAGCUGGACCGACAGUUGUGGAUUUUCCUGCUUGUUGUCUCACAUUACAGGGCAACUUCACAAACAAGUAUAGUAACCGCCGAGGACGAUCAGUACUGCUUAACGGAUACGGGUGAUCAUGGCCUGUGCGUGUAUCAAUAUCAAUGUUUAGAUGGUCGCAUUAUUUAUUAUGGGGAAUCCGUGAUUGACCUCCGGCGUGCUGGGGAUGAUUGUGGCGAGUAUUUGAUGGUUUGCUGCAAAGAUGGAAAUAGCACCAACCAAAUUGGACCAACAACCGACGAUGAGGUAAAGAAUGUUCCAACGACUGUUGUCAAUGGAACUACCACUCGCCCACCAUCCAGUGGAAAAGGUGGAAAUGGUACGGUAAGACCACCAGUCGUGACCUCUACGGAAAGUUCUCUGCACAAAGGCCAGAACAGAACUCCUGGAAAGCCUGAAGGCCAGGAAACCACUGGUAAAGGCGGAAACGCUACAGUAUCACCACCACCCGCGUCAACGCAAAGAAUACCGACCAUUAAAGGGACAAGCACAACGAAAAGACCAAUACAACCACCACCGCUGAACAUCCCAGAGUACAAUGUGGAAGGCUGCGGACAUCGUAACCCUAAUGGGGUUGUUUUCUCUAUCCAAAACAACGUACACAGCGAGUCCGAGUACGGCGAGUAUCCUUGGGUAGCCGCAAUCUUCGUGCCUAAUGAGACCACCUCUGAACUGCAGUACCGUUGUGGUGGAGCAUUGAUCGAUCACGCGGCGGUACUGACCACUGCCAGCUGUGUGUACCAGUACCGCUCGAAACCAUCGCAGUUAGUAGUUCGACUGGGUGAAUGGGAUAUGAGCACCCAGCGCGAGCCAAUAUCGCAUGUCGAUAGUGAGGCAGAGAACGUACACAUUCAUCCGGAGUAUAGUGUUACGACUAAAGUCAACGAUAUUGCGAUAGUGAUCCUGCGUGACACGAUAGUGAUGAAUCAUACGAUCGGUGUGAUCUGCUUGCCACAGGUAAAGGAUGUGCCAAUAGGCGGGGAUCUCAUAGGCGCUGGAUGGGGCGAUGCACCAUUAUUUGUGACUCCGAAGAAGUUCCCGCAAUCCAUCCUCAAGAAGGCACAUCUGCAUCGCAUGUCAAAAAAAGAAUGUCAGGAAAAGAUGCGUAAACUGAUGAAGCGCAACUUUCAGCUACACGAAAGUUUUAUCUGCGCUCAGGCAAUCGACACGGAGAUGUUACCAUGCCGAGGAGAUUCAGGUUCCCCGUAUGUGGUAGAAGUUUCGGGAGGUAGCGAACGUUACUAUCUGGUCGGCCUUAGCUCUUGGGGUUACGAUUGCAACAGGCAGAACACACCGACUGUGAUGACAAACGUCGCUUACCAUCGGGACUGGAUCGACAAAGUGAUUAAGCAGGAAAAUCUCAACCCAUGGACGUACACUUACGAACCUGAAGCGAGCAAUGAGAGUGAAGAAAACAAAUAA
Molecule: messenger RNA, 1464 nt
Organism: Anopheles coustani
Lineage: Eukaryota; Metazoa; Arthropoda; Insecta; Diptera; Culicidae
Product: phenoloxidase-activating factor 2-like
Exons: 2
Coding region: 1-1464 (487 amino acids)
Biological process (GO): proteolysis
Molecular function (GO): serine-type endopeptidase activity
Source: RefSeq, a predicted model, not a curated record